AUGAACAAGGGUCAACAUCGCACGCCACGUCCCGAUGCUGGCACUGAAGAUUGUGUCGAGCGCUACGUCCUUGAGGAGCGUUGUUCGGGACGGGUUUCACUCCGUACCAGCCUAGCAGGCGACCCAUCGUCGCCAUGGCAGCUGGAUGUGGACUGGUGCGGCGAAGCGCGGCUGGAUCGAGUGUACCUCGAAUCGUUUCUCGAGGUCUUUGACUUUGCACGGACGCAGGCGGGGAAGCUGCUCGCCUUCCUACAGCGUCACCAGCCGCAUCUUCAGGUCGGCAGGGUCGGACUCGUAUACGAUGGCCUCGAGCCUCGCCUGCGCCUCGUCCCAAUGACUGGCAGCGACACACAGCACUGGCAAGCAGUUCUCGCCCCCGAGGAGCGCUACGGCGACGAGAAUCCCGACCACGUCGACAGCAAAUCUGGCCCAAGGAUGACUCGCGACGUGCUCGACGAGUGGAAACGACGACUCAGUCCUUACGAAGGCGCCGAAGACGACCUGACCUUCGAUGGCCCGGCCAGCGAUGACAACCUGUUUGCGAGAAUCGUCAGAGGAGAAGAGGAACAGUGGAGGGUCUAUCAGGAUCCCUCCUCCGUGGCCGUUCUCACACCCUUCCCCAAUGGCCCGCUCAAGACAGUUCUCGUCCCCCGCCACCAUGCUGCGUCCGACGUCCUCGGUCUCGACAGAGCCGAAUUCCUCGCCCUGCUCCGUUCCACUCACAGCGCAUUGCGCAUCUUUGAUCGAGUCGAUGCCAUUGGUGUCGCCAUCGUCAUGGAGGGCUUUGAGAUCGACUACGCCCACAUCAAGUUAACGCCGAGGUUCCAUGGCAACAAGUCUGAACGCUGCGCCUUCACGCAUUGCUAUUCGGGCUUCCUCACAAGCCAGCGAGGCCCAGACUUGGACGCAAAACAGGCGCUUGACUGCCAUCGUCUGCUCGUUCGAGUCUGGCCCCGAGACUAG
Molecule: messenger RNA, 963 nt
Organism: Pseudozyma flocculosa PF-1
Lineage: Eukaryota; Fungi; Basidiomycota; Ustilaginomycetes; Ustilaginales; Ustilaginaceae
Exons: 1
Coding region: 1-963 (320 amino acids)
Molecular function (GO): catalytic activity
Source: RefSeq, a predicted model, not a curated record